This is a messenger RNA of Rhipicephalus microplus (southern cattle tick), 1626 nucleotides long. RefSeq names its product beta-alanine transporter. Gene Ontology annotation, biological process: transmembrane transport. Lineage: Eukaryota; Metazoa; Arthropoda; Arachnida; Ixodida; Ixodidae. Gene Ontology annotation, molecular function: transmembrane transporter activity. The record is from RefSeq and is a predicted model, not a curated record. Gene Ontology annotation, cellular component: membrane.
AUGGAGUUCGAGGACGUGAUCGAAGAGCUUGGAGGGUUCGGCAAGUUCCAGAAGUUCCUUCUCUGGGGCUUCCUUCUGCCUUCGGAGAUACUGUUUUCGCUCAUCUCGAUGAACAUGAUAUUCCUGCUGUCCGAACCCCGCCACGAGUGCGUGGUGCCGCAACUGGAUGCACUCGGACUGAACGAAUCUCGGGUCUCGGAGAUUCGCCAACUGCUCGUCAGCGAGGAUGAGUGCGAGGUGUCGCCGAUGCGACCUCUCAACUCGACGCGUUUCGCGGGAGAAUUCGACGUGACGCUGUGGAACGCGUCGUGGUUCGUGAAUGAAAGUGCGACCAGGCAUCCCUGCGAGUCGUUUCGCUAUGACGACCUAUACUACGACGAGACCGUCCCUACAAAGUGGGAUUUGGUCUGUUCUCGCGGUCAGCUAAUCAGCCUAUUGUACUCCAUAACGACAGUAGGGAGCAUCGUUGGAACUCUCAUCAUUGGUGCACUGGCUGACAAGUACGGCCGUAAGCCACUGUUCUUCGCCCUCGUGUCGUUGGCCAUUUUCUCGGGCUUCGGCACUGUACUCUCCUUCAACUAUGCCAUGCUCGUCGUAAUGCGCUUCGUCAACGCCUUGCUGGACCCACAGAUGGACCAGCUGCCAUACCUCAUCAUGUUCGAACUGGUGGGUGCCAAGCAGCGCACCCUGUUGUUGGGCGUGACGUCCAUGGGAUGGACACUGGGCAUGUGCCUGCUGCCUCUGGUGGCGUACCUGAGCCGCACGUGGGUGCUCCUGGCAACAGUGUGUGCCUCCUGUGCGGUGCCUAUCUUCUGCUACAUCUGUGUCGUCCCCGAAUCCCCGAGGUGGCUCUUGUCGCAGGACCGGCUCUCUGAGGCAUCGGCUGUUCUACGCCGCAUUGCCCUUCGAAAUGGUGUCGAGCCCCCAAUCGACCUCGACCUGAAGCUAAAGGAAGUUCAGCAAAGCACAAAUGCUGAAGAGGAAUCGGAGGAAUCGGGUUCCAUGCUAGACUUGGUCAGGAAGCCGAUGAUACGAAAAAACUUGCUGAUACUCAGCCUGAUAUGGUCUGCAAAUGGUUGCGCUUACGGCGGCCUGCACAUCAACGUGACACACUUGAGUGGCAACGAGUUCCUGAACUUCUUCUACCUGGCCCUGGUGGAGUUUCCAGCAAACGCAAUCGGCUGGUGGAGCAUGGACCGCUUUGGCAGGCGUUGGACAAACGUAUUUUUCAUGCUUCUCACGGCCACUGCCUGCUGGGCACCCGUCAUCGCACCCAUGUCCGGCACGGUGGCCAUCGUUGCCUCGGUCAUGGCCAAAUUCUCCACCACGGCGGCGUACAUGAUGAUGUACCAGCAGUUGGACGAGCUCUUCCCUACUCCCCUGCGUUCCUUCUCUGUGGGAGUGCUCACCGCUCUGACCGCUGUCUUCACUGCGGGAGUGCCCUACGUCGUCUACAUGGGAAGGUACGGCUCAUGGAUUCCCUUUCUUUUCCUCGCCCUGCUGACGACGAUGGCUGGCAUCGCGGCGGCCUGGUUACCCGAGACGAAGGACUACCCUCUCUGCCAGACGGUUGAAGACGCUGAUAGAUUCGGCCAUGAUCAAAAAUUCUUCUCCUUUAACAGGUGA